AUGGUUGUUUAUUCCUUUUACAUUUUUGACCGCCAUGCGGAAUGUAUAUACAAACGACGUUGGGUGCCCCGUCCGCCAUCAAUUAUUGGAAAGUCCUCGCGUCCAACUUCAGAAACACCUGCCACUCCCAAUGCAUUACCGCCUGUGCUGGGCCAAUCUGCGCGGACUACCGACGACGAUGCUAAGCUGAUCUUCGGCACCGUCUUCUCCCUCCGUAAUAUGGUGCGCAAAUUAGGGGGUGAGGAUGAUAGCUUUGUUACCUACCAUACCAAUCAAUACAAGCUCCAUUAUUAUGAGACGCCUACCAACAUCAAAUUCGUAAUGCUUACCGAUGUCAAGAGUCCAAGCAUGCGAAUUGCAUUGCAGCAGAUCUAUAUCAAUCUUUAUGUUGAAUAUGUGGUCAAGAAUCCGUUGUCCCCGGUCGAACAUCCGGGUGGUGUAGGUGUAAAUAAUGAGCUUUUCGAGGAGUCUUUGGAACAAUUUGUGACGCGUGUCCUGUCAUGA
This is a messenger RNA of Aspergillus bombycis, 504 nucleotides long. RefSeq names its product TRAPP subunit BET5. The record is from RefSeq and is a predicted model, not a curated record. Gene Ontology annotation, biological process: endoplasmic reticulum to Golgi vesicle-mediated transport. The transcript has 5 exons. Gene Ontology annotation, cellular component: TRAPP complex. NCBI's taxonomy places the organism in Eukaryota, Fungi, Ascomycota, Eurotiomycetes, Eurotiales, Aspergillaceae. Bases 1 to 504 code for a protein of 167 amino acids.